AUGCCAGAAUAUAACGUCGUUGACCGGCAAUUACCUGAUCUGGUCGACCUUGUGUUGAAAGAAAAAUGGAAAAUACCAUCAUAUGCAGUCAACUCUAUCAUGAACAUCAAUAAGAACAUAGAAUUUGCCAAAUCGUUCGAUCUGUUCGAGGCUGUCAUCAGUGAAUCAACCCAUGAAGGCGCAAACUUUGAAGAGGAAACCACUCUGAUGCCUUUCCACACAGUCUCUGCCCUCUCUGAAUCAAGGUCGUUGCCGGCCCAUAGCAUACAGCACAAUGUAUCUCCAGUCAGUCCCGCUACCGCACCAAAGAUUAUGGUUGAAGAUAUGAUCAUGAACGAAAAAUUUCAGUGUCCAAAGGCGACUGUGGAUACUAUGCUGAAAAUACAUGCAGAGUUGUUUAAACCUGUUCAUAUGGGACUUUCAAAUAUUGAGAACAUGGCAAGAAUACAAUGA
This is a messenger RNA of Umbelopsis ramanniana AG, 453 nucleotides long. RefSeq lists its product as uncharacterized. Lineage: Eukaryota; Fungi; Mucoromycota; Umbelopsidomycetes; Umbelopsidales; Umbelopsidaceae. The coding region runs from base 1 to 453 and encodes 150 amino acids. The transcript is spliced from 2 exons. The record is from RefSeq and is a predicted model, not a curated record.